AUGGAAGCGACUUCUCUAAGCUCCUCCUCCUCCUCUUUCCUGCAUUCCCGGAAAAUGUUACUCCGGGAAGAUAAAAGGCAUAGAGGUCGCCUGGUUUUUGCAGCUGGGAGAGACUCUCAGCAAUGGAAUUACAGUGGACAACUGGUGAAUGAAAGCCUGACCGUGUUACGAAAACGGAUUCAUGAUUUGAAGAUCAUAGAGAGAAACUAUGAGCCUCCGGCAGAUUGGAUGGAGUGGGAGAAGCAGUAUUAUACAUCUUAUAACGAGUUCAUUUGUAAAAUUGUGGGGUUAUUGCAAUCACAUUUGAUGAACACAAAGCCUAGCUUGGCUCUUGGGGCGUUGGCAUUGGUUACAAUGAGUUUGCAAGUAUCCCUGAUCAUGGUUUUAGUGUACUUGAUGCAGGCAGCCAAUGGAGUCUUGUCUACCAUCCAUUUCUAUUGA
Theobroma cacao (cacao) is the source of this 441-nucleotide messenger RNA. RefSeq lists its product as uncharacterized. Lineage: Eukaryota; Viridiplantae; Streptophyta; Magnoliopsida; Malvales; Malvaceae. The record is from RefSeq and is a predicted model, not a curated record.